Molecule: messenger RNA, 2251 nt
Organism: Capsicum annuum
Lineage: Eukaryota; Viridiplantae; Streptophyta; Magnoliopsida; Solanales; Solanaceae
Product: AFG1-like ATPase
Exons: 14
Coding region: 105-1952 (615 amino acids)
Cellular component (GO): mitochondrion; cytoplasm
Molecular function (GO): ATP binding; ATP hydrolysis activity
Source: RefSeq, a predicted model, not a curated record
AUUAAGGUGAUGAUGGAGAGAGAGAGGACAAAAACGAGUGGACCCUGGUAUGGCCACGUCUGUCCUUUUCGUUUCCUCCUCCAACAAAUUGGCGCACUUUUCUAAUGAAUCCCCAUUCUUCCUUCUCAACCAGUUUUCGGUCUGUUGGUGAAAUGAGGAAGCUUUCUCUGUUUUUUUCUAUUCGAUUCGCUCAUAAUUCAUCCAAAUUUCGCAAUAUUGUUAAUAAUAAUAAUGCUCCUUGUUCUUACAGCAAUUCCCCUUCUCCUUCCAACAAUCCUCCUGGACUUCUUGCACAUUACAGGAGUCUUGUUGAACAGGGGAAGCUGCAGCAUGAUCCUUACCAGGAAAAGGUUGCUUCUGAACUAGAAAAUCUGCUUGGAAGGUUGGAGCAAUAUGAAAAGGAUAUGGAGGAAUAUCAUGCAAAACUUGCACAAUGGGAGGAUAAUAGGGAAAGUUGGAGGCGUAAGCUUCUUAUGGAGGAAGCUGAAGCCAAACAACAAGGUGCAUUUAAACCAAUAAACAAAUCUCGCAAUAUUUUCCAAAGAUGGAUGUCUCGGAAACCAGAAGAUGUGGAAGAAGGAGUGGGCAAAUGGGUUUCAUAUCUCAAUCGCGAGAAGAAGUUAGACUCACAAGUCGGUCGACGUCCUGCUGCUCCUCCAGCCCCAAAAGGGCUAUAUCUAUAUGGCAAUGUUGGGAGUGGUACAAUUGAUUCUUGUCUAUUUAUACGGCAUGGGAAGACAAUGCUUAUGGAUAUGUUUUAUAAGGCUAGUGAGGCAAUUGUUAAACAUCGAAGAAGGUUUCACUUUCACGAGGCUAUGCUUGAAAUUAAUGAACACAUGCAUAAAAUUUGGAAGAGUCAGAUGGAACAAAAGUCUCUGCAGUCGAGUAUUUCUGGUUGGGUCAUGAAUCUUCCUUUUGAUUCAAAAGUUAAAGAAUGGAUAGCUGCUGAAGAAAGAUAUAAGCAAGAGGUGCAGAUGAAAAACAUUCUUCUGGACGUAGCUGACAAGUUUCUUGUUAACCAGGCAGAUCGUAGGAGAGGUGCUAGCAUCCUUUGCUUUGAUGAAAUACAGACAGUUGAUGUUUUUGCCAUCGUGGCAUUAUCUGGAAUUCUUAGCAGAUUAUUGAGUACUGGAACUAUUCUGGUGGCGACCAGUAAUCGUGCACCAACGGACUUAAACCAGGAUGGUAUGCAAAAGGAGAUCUUUCAAAAGCUACUAAAAAACCUAGAUAAGCAUUGUGAAACUGUUCUCAUUGGCAGUGAAGUUGAUUAUCGCCGCCUUAUUGCUCAGAGAUCUAUAGACCAGGUCCACUACAUUUGGCCUCUAAAUAGCAACAUUAACAGGGAAUUUGAGGAUAUCUGGAACAAAAUUAGUAAACAGGCCGGAGGAGGCAUAAUUUCACAUACUAUUCCUGUGAUGUUUGGAAGAACAUUGGAAGUUCCUGAGAGCUGCAAUGGGGUGGCACGGUUCACCUUUGAAUAUCUGUGUGGUCGGCCGCUUGGAGCGGCAGACUACAUUGCAGUGGCUAAAAACUACCACACUGUUUUCAUUUCCGAUAUCCCUAUUAUGAGCAUGCGUAUCCGUGACAAGGCACGAAGGUUUAUCACCCUCAUCGAUGAGUUAUACAAUCAUCAUUGCUGCCUAUAUUGCUCUGCUGAAACUUCAGUUGAGGAUCUAUUUCAAGGAACAGUAGAAGGAACACUUUUUGAUUUGGAAAGCUUCCAAUUUGAGACGGAGAUAGAAGGUACAAAGCUCCGGCGAGAUGUUUUAGCGAAAGGCAAUGUUGGUUCAGGAGGUGCUCCCUCUGGAAUUACUUCCAUGCUAUCUGGUCAAGAGGAGAUGUUCGCAUUUCGACGAGCUGUCUCGCGCUUGAUUGAGAUGCAGACACCUUUGUACCUUGAAGCAGUUCAGCAUCUCCAUCCCUAUUUUCAUUCUUCGUACAAUAAAAUUUGAAAAAUAUAGUCCCAAUUAAAAAUGCUGGCCUAUGUAAUUAGGUGUAUGUACAAGAUCUUUGUUGACAAUUCUUUUCCACCUUUCCAAUUGUAUUGCUUUUAGUUCUUUUUUGUGACUAGACAGGUUGAAUAGAAAAUAAAAGGAAGUGAGCGGUGGCACAGACAUACAGUAGUCUUGUGAGAUUUCUCAUGCUUAAAAGGGAAUUGUAUUAGACAAAAGGACAACAAAAUCUUGUUUCAGAUUACAAAGUUGAUUUCUUGGUUAGCUGUAUCAAUAAGGAAGGAAAUGUUUUUGGUCCA